AUGGGAUCAAUAGUUCUAAAGAGUCUUUCGGUUCUACUUGGUAUUUUUUUCCUAUUUGUAGGUACUCUGAAAAUGAGUCCUGUCAUCAGUAAAGAGCUGCACAAGGAUCUCCGAAAGGACUAUGUUAAGUAUGCCAAAGUAUUUCCACUCUCCAAAAUGAUCGACUUUAAAGUGCCAGCUAAAUGGUACAGAAGAGCUGUUGGUGGUACUGAAGUAUUAAGUGGUGUUUGCUUGGCAUUUGUUCCUUACAGAAACGUUAAACAAGGGGCAAAUAUAACUCUUUUGAUGUCACAUUUAUUGGCUGUUUAUACACACUAUGCAGCAAAAGAUAAAUUUGAACGAAUGGCUCCGGCACUUGUGUUUUUAUUCAUGUUAGCUGGACGAUUGGUUAUUGAUUAUCAACUGAGGCGCAAAGAACUGGCAGAAAUUGCUGAACCUAAAGCUCAAAAACAAGAAUAG
Macrosiphum euphorbiae (potato aphid) is the source of this 459-nucleotide messenger RNA. The record is from the annotation of a GenBank genome assembly. NCBI's taxonomy places the organism in Eukaryota, Metazoa, Arthropoda, Insecta, Hemiptera, Aphididae.